ACACCGAAUCGCACAGAAUGAGGAACUUGUAAAGUAGCUGCAGUCGCAGUGUUUCGAGAUUGCUGGGUGUCGUUAGUCUGGAAACUCGCACGGUACAUUCAUCUUAGUCUACAUGUCCUUUUGAGAGACAUUAACAGUGUUUAAUAGUUGAGUGUUUUACACUCAUAGCGACUGGUGAUCCAACUGGGGUAUCUUCUGUAGAAAUAUUGAUGAGCCACAAGGCGUAUUUGCAUGAUUUUACAGUGAAGUAUCUCUAAAGAAAAGCUACAUAACAGCGAUAUUCAUCGUUAGCUUCGUGCUCCACCAUUUUGACACCAAGUUUGUAACGAUGCAGCCAAACCAAGUGACAGCAAUGGCGUUGAUCUCUGGCAUCAUCUUUCUUACGUUCAUCUCAAUGGUUGAGCUUAAUGAAUGUGAAGAUAAAGGACAAUACAGAGCGGCGAACGGGCUUUGCUGCCACCUCUGUCCUCCAGGAAGCAAGUGGCUUUAUGACUGCUUUCACAAUGGCGACCAAUCUUUAUGCACACCUUGCAUGCCAGGGAAGGACUACAUGGACGAUGCAAACCGUGAUCCUCAAUGCAAAAAGUGCAGCACCUGCAAUAUUCUCUAUGAAGAUGUUCAACAGGACUGUACUGUCACGAGUGACACUGUGUGUCAGUUGAAGGAUGGAUACAGUUGGCCUCAUCCUUCACAGCCUUGUGGAGUUACGUCAAACACAGAAAAAAACAUUACAAUUCUUGCUGGAAUUGUGACCUUCAUUCUUCUGGUGGCGGUGGUGGCCUUAUUGAUUUGUCGGAAGAAGAAAUGCUCAUACCCCUUUGAUUAUUCUGGCAAAGUGACGGAGACUGUGCCCCUUCUUCGUGUGGAAGUGCUCAAGGCUGUCCUUGAGGAGCCACGAAUGUUCAUCGAGAAGAGAAUGAAGUCUAGUAAUGCUGAAGUUUGGCGGCAGUUCCAUGAGUUGCUGCCAGAAGUGUAUAAAUCCAUCUUUGAAAACACCUUCUAUUUCUUGUACGAGAUGGAUAAAAAAUACAAGAUUAAUAUACACGUGUACUGGGGGGUUUAUGAAAUUACUGACAUCUCAGCACGUGCAAUUUUUAUACUCAAUUACUUUAUUCUUGAGGGUGAGGAGAAGUGUCAAGGGCUCCUGGAGAUGAUCCUUGCAGGACAGAAUAAGCAAACGCAGCUGCAGACCCUGCUUGACUCUGCCGUAAAAUGCUCUCCAACUCUUAAUCCAAACACUGCACAUGAAGAACUUAACAUCUCAGAUGAUGGGAAGACAGCAGAAUGGCUCAAGAGCCCUCCAGAAAAACCCGAUCACCCAGAUCGGUUCAAAUACUGGUCACAGGUGCUGUCUGCUGAGAGUUUCUCUGAAGGAUGCCACUUCUGGGUGGUGAAUGUGGGGGACGUGGACAACCUUCGUGUUGGUGUCUCUUACCAGAGUAUUCUACGUAAAGAACCAGACAGUGCAUGCCUGGUUGGAUUUAACAGCAGGUCCUGGUGUUUAUGGAAACACAAGAACAAAUACAAGGCCUGGCACGACCAGCAUAGCACGGAGCUGGAAGUGGGUGAACAUCCUCGCAGAAUCGGUGUUGGCUUGGACUAUGAUAAACGGGUUCUGUUAUUUUACAAUGCUGACAACAAUAAGCAUCUACACACAUUUUAUGCUCACUUUUCUGAACCCCUGCAUGUUGCCCUAUGGGUGUGGUCUGGGGUCCUCACUAUUGAGCCUGUUAACAACGAUUAAAUUGGACAUAGGUUUCAUAAUUUAUCCGUGGAGAAUUAUAAACAGGAUCAAAUUGCCAUGCAGCUCCUCUUAGUUAUUUUACACGGAUAUCACAGGUAAUAUUGUUUUCUCUACCACAUGCACUCAUAACCUUUAUAUCUAAAGAAUUAAAGGUAAGAAAAGAUGUUACAUAAAAUAUACUUCUCCAAACGUAGUCAUUCCGUCUUCAGAUGUUUCAACAUCCAAAUAUUUUUUUUCAAAUUAUCUGAUUAUCAAAGACACCCAUGUAACCAUAAUGGACAAGCUGAGCCUUGCCAGCCAGUUAAAUUUGCAUUAUAGGAAGGGGUACUAUUUGCAAUUUCCGAAUGGCACAAUGUUCUCUUGCUUUGGGCUGUAAUUGGUCUGCAGCACAGUCCAUGGCUUUCCACAUAUAUGUGGAUAUCACAGAUAAUAUAAAAGUUUUCACCCAUCUGCUGGUCCACCCACCCUCUUAUAAUCAUCAAAAUUGCAGAUAAUAGAAACUGCCAAUUUGAAGGCAGGAAUGACAAAUAUGUCUAACUGCAUAGAUAAGACAGUUCCAAAUAACAAUAGUUGUACUGUAUUUCCAAAUUGUGCAUAUCAGUUGCACUGCACACCCACACAUCAGUGCCAUGGUGCCACUCUACACAACAUCGUUUCUGGCCCGAUUAACUUCCUGUGGAUCCCUUUCUCAUUUGCUGCGAAAAGGUACAAUUUCCACAUUUUCCGUUGCAGAUGAACUCAGCAUAAUUUUCUGCAUUGUGUCGUGUACGUUUACACUGCAUGCAUACUUGAUUGGUGCAAAGUUAUAUUAAUGAGUCUGAGCCUUUGGUCUUGAAAGCAGCCCUGAAAAUUGCUGGCUCGUUGGUCAACUGUGAAGGUAUCCAUUCUCGAUCAGCAAUUGUUAUUGUAUAUAAAAUAUCUUACUUUUAUAUGGGAAUUAAGCAAUAUGUGUUACCAGUUUGUGAUUAUUAUUCAUAUAUUUGAAACACGAUAUAUGGGAUAGUAACCCCCAGAAAUAAUAUCUCAGUCUCUGAAACCUGACAUCAGGCAAAUAACGUGAUACAGCCUUUGACCAUGAAUUAGUAGCAGUGACAGCAAGCACUAUGACCACUUGCUGACCCUGUCAGUUCCAUGGAUGGCUGGAGUGAAGUUGCCUUCACUACUGUAUAGCUGUUUAUUUUGUGAAUUAGUAUUAGAUAUGUAAUUAUAAAUGUAACGGGUCCAACCCAUUGUGCUGUACGAAUGAAUUGUGGUACAAGGGGCCGCUGAGUUAAGGGAUGAACAGAGAGAACGCGAUAGAGGGCGCAUUGGCGUCGGCAGAAGUGGACUCGGGUGCAUAAUCUUUACGAGAGUUACAAAUGUUUUCCAUUACGGUUAGAAGCAUAGAGCUAAUACUUUUGUUGUAUCCACCUUUCAGGGGUGGAUAAAAAUGUAAUGAUUCUUUCAACGUGAAUUACCUAAUGAAGAUAAUAUUUUAAUUUAUAAAUAUAGAAACCGCUGCAACACAGUCUUAUUUGUGCCUCGGGGAAGUCUUAGGGCGGCUGUUAAUGCGAUUAACUUCGCAUUUUAGCCACGCCGUUUGAAACCCAUUCAAGGCGGUGAAAAAGGCGCCCAUGGUUGUAAUUACUAUGUCACAACGUUAGGGUGCACUAUGCAAAUAGCAGGUCACGGCUUUUGGCAGUGUCAAAGGGGUUGUGGAGUGUGGACUUCAGGGUCAUUGGGACAACAUUUGAGUGCUUUGUUGUUUUGUUUCGUAUUGCUAAUAAAUGCCUACCGUUGGUAGGAAUUUAUUAGCAAUACUUUCAUGGGAAGGCCAAUAACAUGAUGAGGAUUUUCUUAAUUAGAACACCAGCUUUUCAGAGGUCACUCACAACAGCCCCACCUAAUGGAAAUGUCACGACCCGCCACUGCUAUAAGUCAUCCACAGCACACAUCCAGAGAGCUCUGUCCUCGAUAAUAUAUUUACGACUACACGACUAUCAUAUCAAUUUACAAUGUAAGUUAAUAGAAAAUACCUGAACGUAAUAUUGAGGGUUUAAUAUAUCAUAAUUCUGCAAUAUUCUGUAUACGCAAAUUGAUGGAUUGAUGGUUGCCAUAAAUAAACACUGGCUCAUAAAUCUGCGUGUCUGUGUCAUAUUCUCAUGUUGGCACAACCACUGCUAUAAACUCGUUCAUACUGCAGUGUGUCUCCCUGUAGCUAUCACCCUGGCUAAGUGAUUCCCGUUUUCCACACUUUCUUGCAAUACCUUGAUAUGGGGUUAUAUUUCUGAUGUCAUUCAUAUCUGCAAUAGUGGUUAACGGACUUCGCGUGCCUUGAUGCUUCCGAUUUAACGCAUAUUUCCUGCCAGUGUUACGUGAAUGGUGC
This is a messenger RNA of Petromyzon marinus (sea lamprey), 4109 nucleotides long. Lineage: Eukaryota; Metazoa; Chordata; Hyperoartia; Petromyzontiformes; Petromyzontidae. The record is from RefSeq and is a predicted model, not a curated record.